This is a messenger RNA of Lactuca saligna, 426 nucleotides long. NCBI's taxonomy places the organism in Eukaryota, Viridiplantae, Streptophyta, Magnoliopsida, Asterales, Asteraceae. The record is from the annotation of a GenBank genome assembly.
AUGGUGAAGGAAGUUGCCGCUAUAUCUCACUAUUUUCCUACUCUUCAUACCAAAUUGGAUAUCAUUGCAUUUGUGGUUACAAAUGUUGUGAAAUGGUAUCAAUCCUUAAUUUCGAAGCUUGAUAAAAUAGUAGAACUUGAUACACAAAGUUUUUCUAAGAUUGAAGAUUCGUUGAUUAACCUUAACGAUUUAGUCUCGAAGAUUGGUUCAUCAUCUUCGCUGAUUAAUCAUGAUUCUUUAUUCCAAAAGUUUGCUUCUUUGGAGUCGACACUCAAAGCUGAAUUGGCUCCUUUAUCCAAGUUAUUGAAUUUGAUGCCAAUGAAUGCCCCACCUGUUCAAACAGGGGUGCAAGGGAGAGAAGGAAUUGGUGAUAGCAUUGCGGUGAGUUCAAAGGUUAGCAUGGGGGCAGUGGAUCUUCAAAAGUAG